Molecule: messenger RNA, 1752 nt
Organism: Drechmeria coniospora
Lineage: Eukaryota; Fungi; Ascomycota; Sordariomycetes; Hypocreales; Ophiocordycipitaceae
Product: MFS general substrate transporter
Exons: 9
Coding region: 1-1752 (583 amino acids)
Biological process (GO): transmembrane transport
Molecular function (GO): transmembrane transporter activity
Source: RefSeq, a predicted model, not a curated record
AUGCUGGAGGAAAAGGCAGCUGUUUCUGCUCAACCGUCGCUUGCCGCCGACAACUUGAGCACCAACUCGAGCACGGCGCAGCAUGUCCGUGCCGGAAGCGAUUCGGACGGCGGCAAGGUCCACGAGUUCAACGAGCAGACCAACUAUGUGCCCAAGAGGACCAUCAUCACGAUCUUCCUCGCCUGCGCCAGCGUCGAUCUGCUGUCUCUCAUGGACCAGACGACGCUCGCCGCCAGCGUGUACAUCAUCGGCCGCGCGUUAGGUUCCACCGACCAAGUGUCCUGGAUUGCUUCCGGAUACUUCAUCACCUCGACCGUGGGUCAGCUGCUGUACGGUCGACUGUCCGACAUCUGGUCGCGGAAAGUAAUUCUCCUCAUCGGACUCGCCAUCUUCUUCUUCGGCUCGCUCGCCUCGUCCCUGGCGCAGUCCGUUCUGCAGCUCACAGUCUUCCGUGCCAUUACCGGCAUCGGAGGCGGCGGCUUGAUGACCGUCGCCUCCCUCAUCGUCGGUGAUGUCGUGCCUCUGCGGGAGCGCGGCAAGUACCAGGGAAUCUUGGGUGCCUUUGUUGCCCUCGCCCAUGGCGUUGGUCCCGUCAUCGGCGGUGCCUUGUCGUCCAGGUCGGCCGACUCGUGGCGAUGGAUCUUCCGUCUGAACCUUCCCCUGACCAUCGUCACCACCUUUUGCGUCGUCUUCUUCAUGCCGCUCAAGAAGGUCGAGGGCGACUGGAAAAUAAAACUAAAGGCCGUCGAUUUCGUAGGCAUCCUCCUCGCCUUUGCCGGUAUGACCGUCGUCAUCCUGGGACUGACCUGGGGAGGCUCCGAAUAUCCUUGGAACUCCGUUCACGUCGUCACCACCUUGGUUGUUGGCACUGUCGUAUCCGCCGCCUUUGUCGUGUGGCAGUGGAAAGGGCCUCGAUAUCCAUUGGUUCCCCUGCGCAUUUUCAAGUCGAGGAUUGUCAACGGAGCAUGUCUAACCAUGGCCAUCAACGGGUGGAACUUUUUCAUGCAAGUCUAUUACGUGCCGACCUUUUACCAGCUCGCCUACGGAUACUCGGCCACGAGGUCGGGGGCGAUGCUGCUGCCCAUCACGCUGCUGCAGACGGCCAACAGUACCCUCUCGGGCCUGCUGGUUCACUGGACAGGGCGGUACCGCGAGUGCAUCCUCUUCGGCUGGGCGUGCUGGGCAGUCGGGCUCGGGUUAAUGUCCACGCUCGACGAGACCACGGGCGUGGGAAAGCAGAUUGGCUACGCCCUACUCAUCGGCGUCGGCGUCGGGAACACUCUUCAACCCUCGUUGAUCGCCACCCAAGCCAGUGUCGAGAGACGUGACAUGGCCGUCGCGACCUCCUUCCGAACCUUCGCUCACAAUGUGGGCGCAACCCUUGGCCUGGCUGUGUCGGGAACAAUUCUGAACAAUAUCAUCGCCCGUGACCUGUCAUCGCUAGGUCUCGACAAGGCAUCGGCCAAGAUGCUGCUGAGCAACCCGCAAGCGUAUCUCGAACGGAUCUCGGCGGACGAGGCCAAGAGAAUCCAGAAGAUUCUCAUCCCCGCCUACAGGCAGGGAUUUCGGACCAUCUUCAUCGUCGGGGCGUCGCUGGCUGCCUUGGCCUUUAUUCUCGCUUUAUUUCUCAUGCCGCAAGUCGAGUUGACGAAACCAGAUGACGCAAGGCUAAAACAGGAGGGAAAAAGGGCCGACGAAGAGAGGCGAAGGAAGAAGGAUGAAGGAUCGUCGGCAGCGGCGGCCAAUGCCUAA